Elaeis guineensis (African oil palm) is the source of this 1185-nucleotide messenger RNA. The record is from RefSeq and is a predicted model, not a curated record. Lineage: Eukaryota; Viridiplantae; Streptophyta; Magnoliopsida; Arecales; Arecaceae.
UUUAUAAAUAAACAUCGAUGAGCCGGGUGCCGGCGGGCCCAACUCGCGGCGACCACCAAUUACGCAGUUGGCAGGGGAAGCUUAUGUCGCUGCGCCAGCAUCAUCGGACAGUCGAGAAUGGCGGGGGAGAAGAGCAAGAUCCUGAUCAUCGGCAGCACGGGGUACAUCGGAAAGUUCAUCACGACGGCGAGCGCACGGUCCGGUCACCCCACCUUCGCCCUUGUGAGAGACACCGCCCCCUCCGAUCCGGCCAAGGCGAAGCUCCUGGACGACUUCAAGGCCUCGGGCGUCACCCUCAUCCAAGGGGAUCUAUAUGAUCACGGGAGCUUGGUGAAGGCGAUAAAGCAAGUGGACGUGGUGAUCUCCACGGUGGGGUUCUUGCAAUUGGCCGAUCAGACCAAGAUCAUCGCCGCAAUAAAAGAAGCUGGAAACGUAAAGAGGUUCUUUCCAUCUGCGUUUGGGAAUGAUGUGGACUGUGUGCAUGCUGUGGGGCCAGCAAAAUCAGCAUUUGCCAUCAAGGCCCAGAUCAGACGUGCUAUUGAAGCAGAGGGAAUUCCUUACACCUGUGUUUCUUCCAACUUCUUUGCUGGUUACUUCCUCCUAUCACUUGGACAAGCUGAAAGGCCUGGUCUUCCUACAGACAAAGUUGUUAUCUUAGCAAUCUUUGUCAAUGAAGAUGACAUUGGCACAUUCAUCAUUAGAGCCGUGGAUGACCCAAGAACACUUAACAAGAUUCUGUAUAUUAGACCACCCACCAACACUUUAUCUCACAAUGAACCAGUCUUCCUGUGGGAGAAGCAGGCUGGCAAGACUUUUGACAAGGUAUACGUUCCUGAAGAAGGGUUCCUGAAGCAGAUCCAAAAAUCUUCCAUUCCGUUGAAUAUUACGCUGUCUAUCUGCCACUCUGUCUUCAUCAAGGGUGACCAUACAAACUUUCAGAUUAAGCCAUCAUUUGGUGUGGAGGCCACGGAUCUCUAUCCUGAUGUCAAAUACACUACUGUUGAUGAGUAUCCAAACCGGUUUCUCUGAAAGUACACUUCUUAAUUCCGCUAGUACCAGUUGAACUUCUUGUGUGUUUAUAUGCCUUUCUGAUGUUUUGGCUAUGCUUGCUUGAUAUUAAAGGAUUCCAUAAAUAGUGGGGAACCUGAUUUCUUUUUCCUCCUUAUUUCCUAAAAAUAAAGAUAU